AUCAUACUACAUUACUUGAAAACAACUAGUGAUCAACAACAAUAACAAGAAAAAACAAGAAGAAAAGAGAAUGCCUCCUCUCUCUCCCUCUCCGUCUUUCUCUCCCUCUCUCAAAACAAAAUUAAGGAGAGAAAAAAAUUAAAAAAAAAAAAGAAGAAAUUUUCCUUUUUUAUUCCCCCCCGAUGUUCUAUUAGAUUUUCCUUACCAUCACCGUCACUGUCUCUCUCUCUUAAUUUGUUUCUUUGUUUAAUUAAAAUUAAGGAGGAUUAGGGUUUCAAUAACUUUUAUUGUUAACAACAAUAAGAGAUUAUAGAGAAUUUGAACAUGGAGCCACGUGUCGGCAACAAGUUUCGUCUCGGUCGCAAGAUCGGUAGCGGAUCCUUUGGAGAGAUCUAUCUCGGUGCUAAUAUUCAGACCAACGAAGAGGUUGCAAUCAAGCUUGAAAAUGUCAAGACAAGGCAUCCUCAAUUGCUGUAUGAAUCCAAGUUGUACAAAAUGCUGCAGGGAGGAACUGGAAUACCGAAUGUUAAAUGGUUUGGUGUUGAAGGCGACUAUAAUGUCCUUGUCAUGGAUUUACUGGGACCUAGUCUUGAGGAUCUGUUCAACUUUUGCAGUAGGAAACUGUCUCUGAAGACUGUACUCAUGCUUGCAGAUCAGAUGAUUAAUAGAGUUGAAUUUGUUCAUUCCAAAUCCUUUCUUCAUCGAGACAUCAAACCAGACAACUUUCUGAUGGGAUUAGGGAGGCGUGCUAAUCAGGUCUAUGCCAUCGACUUUGGUCUAGCCAAGAAGUAUAGAGACACUUCAACACAUCAACACAUUCCUUACAGAGAGAAUAAAAAUUUGACUGGAACUGCAAGAUAUGCUAGCAUGAACACUCACCUUGGCAUUGAGCAAAGCCGCAGGGAUGAUUUAGAAUCUCUUGGAUAUGUUCUUAUGUAUUUCUUAAGGGGAAGUCUUCCAUGGCAGGGACUAAAAGCUGGUACAAAGAAGCAAAAAUAUGAAAAAAUCAGUGAAAAGAAAGUUUCAACUUCUAUUGAGGCCUUGUGUCGGGGUUAUCCUACGGAAUUUGCAUCCUAUUUCCAUUACUGUCGGUCACUUCGUUUUGAUGAUAAACCAGAUUACGCUUACCUGAAACGACUCUUUCGCGAUCUUUUUAUUCGUGAAGGUUUCCAGUUUGACUAUGUUUUUGAUUGGACGAUUUUGAAAUAUCAGCAAUCACAGAUUGCUAAUCCUACUACUCGUGCACAUGGCCCUGGUGCUGGACCAAGCUCUGGCAUUCCUCCUCCUGGUGCUAAUAAUGCUGAUAGGCAGUCAGGUGGGGAAGAAGGUGGACCUGGUUGGCCUUCAAUAGAUCAUGCUCGAAGGCGAAACUCUGGACCUAUUGUGAAUUCUGGAAAUUUAUCAAAACAAAAGAGCCCUGUUACAAAUGAUCUAUCUUUAUCAAAAGAUGCCACGUUGUCCAGCUCAAAUUUUUUGCGAUCUAUUGUAUCAUCAAGGAAUCCUGUUGUCUCCAGUAGUCGUGGUGCAGCCUUUGGGAACGAUUCUGAUCCUUCUCGUCCUCGCACAACAGAUGCAAGCUUUGCAGUGCUUCAGAAUGGGCAAAGAAGUUCAGCUGCUUUAUCUUCAGAGCAGAAGCAUUCGUCUUCUGGUAGAAAUACCAACAUAAAGACUUUGGAGUCGACUCUUAAGGGCAUUGAGAGUCUGCACGUCAAUAUAGAAGGAAGGUUACAUCAUUAACCGAUGUCAAUUACAAAUGCUUCCUGCUGUAAAUUUAUAAUCGGAUACUGUUGUUGCAUAUUGAGUGAUGUGUUUUGUCUUGCUAA
Messenger RNA from Populus trichocarpa (black cottonwood), 1823 nucleotides. RefSeq names its product casein kinase 1-like protein 2. Gene Ontology annotation, biological process: peptidyl-serine phosphorylation; signal transduction; endocytosis. Lineage: Eukaryota; Viridiplantae; Streptophyta; Magnoliopsida; Malpighiales; Salicaceae. Gene Ontology annotation, molecular function: ATP binding; protein serine/threonine kinase activity. The record is from RefSeq and is a predicted model, not a curated record. The transcript has 14 exons. The coding region runs from base 325 to 1737 and encodes 470 amino acids. Gene Ontology annotation, cellular component: nucleus; cytoplasm.